Molecule: messenger RNA, 724 nt
Organism: Orbicella faveolata
Lineage: Eukaryota; Metazoa; Cnidaria; Anthozoa; Scleractinia; Merulinidae
Product: voltage-gated hydrogen channel 1-like
Biological process (GO): proton transmembrane transport
Cellular component (GO): plasma membrane
Molecular function (GO): voltage-gated proton channel activity
Source: RefSeq, a predicted model, not a curated record
GAUUCGAAGCAGUCCGGUCGGAACUAAAAUGAGUAUAAAGAUCAGAAUUAUCAAAAUAGCCUUGCUGAUAUUUUCUGUAUCGUUGGCCCAAGCAAAUGAUCUUAAGGAUGAAAACACGUCGAAUUUGCAGCCACAGCUUGUGUUUUACAAAUUCUUCACUCCUACGAAGCUUGCUGAGGCUGCUACCUUCAUCCAUCACCACAAUACCCUGACUCCUCGACUACUCACGUUCCUCAGUGCUCCAAGCAACUACUAUCGACUGAUCAUUGUCCCGCUGAUUCCGCCAGGAGUCAUCGGUAAAAAUGCCAAACUUGCCGUGAAGGUGGCGGUUGGCUUAGAAACGACGUUUGGCUCAGCAGACAGCGAUCCUUCAUUUGUUAUUUCAGAUGGCCAUCGCUUUGUCGGCAUGCUGACGCUUGAUAAGAACAACUACCCAUCUUCUGCCCCCUGUUUUGGCAUAGAAGGAUCCAGCGGGAAUACCAUGACUCGUCGUACUGAUGCGGUACUCCCAAAGCCAUCCGAGUCUAAUUACCCAGGAAGAUUCGAGAUCCAGUUAAGCCUGUCUGACCGAAUUUUGUUGUUUCUGAAAAUCUAUGCAAUGGGGUUCACAUUUUUUAAACACAAGAUGGAGGUAUUUGAUGGGAUUGUAGUAAUAGUUUCAUUUUCCCUGGAUGUAGCCUUCAGUGCAAUGAUUAUCCUUGUGUCUACUUGCCAACCUGGUUGA